Messenger RNA from Bactrocera tryoni, 2921 nucleotides. RefSeq names its product probable G-protein coupled receptor CG31760. The record is from RefSeq and is a predicted model, not a curated record. Gene Ontology annotation, cellular component: membrane. The transcript has 13 exons. Gene Ontology annotation, biological process: G protein-coupled receptor signaling pathway. Lineage: Eukaryota; Metazoa; Arthropoda; Insecta; Diptera; Tephritidae. The coding region runs from base 292 to 2886 and encodes 864 amino acids. Gene Ontology annotation, molecular function: G protein-coupled receptor activity.
CAAGAAUAAAAAAUAACAAUUACAACAACAAGUACAACAACUAAAGAUAAAUUUAAAAAAAUACAACAAAUUUUCGUGCAACAAAUGUGCGUAAGUGCAGACUUUAAUGUUGCGCUAAUGCUCGCUCUGACUUAAUAUGACAUGGCAGUCGGCGUAGAAAUACCAAAAAAAAUACAUAAAAACAUAACUUGCGAAAAUAUGUCAACUAAGCGCGUGUCAAUGUAGUUUUUUGAUGAGCCACAGCAUAGUUUAACAUUCAACUAGAAGCUCGUCGGCAAAUGCAACACAACAAUGAAAUGCCUGUUGACAACAUGGCCGCGAGCAGAGUGGACGUCAACAAAUUAUUGUUGUCAACAAACGAAAUCGAAAGUGAAUUGUGCAACAACUACAAAUCGGGCAACGAAAAUCAAACAAAGCGCAAAAUGUCACUGGUUUGGGCAAUACAGACAUUCGCUUGCGAGCGACAUCAGCAAUCGGCACAACAAAUGUAUUACAAGAAACCGAAUUACAUGUCAAAAGUGUCACCCAUUAUGCAUGAAAGCGAGUCAGCUGUGCAUCGUGCUUUUACUGGCGUCACUGUUAGUGUUGCAAGCUGAAGUUGUUGCUGGAACGUUGGUGGCUGCCGAGGCGGGGACAACAUCUACGGCAGCCACAUCUGUCAAUUUCAAAAGUAUUAUACGCAUCGGCGACGGCAAUAUUGUCACCAGAGACGCUAUUGAACAGUCGCUGGUAACCGUACAUGAUAUCGCCACCGAAAAUUUGGGCACCCUUUGCAUAUCUACACUAUACCGCCCUUUGCAAGUGCCAAUCAAUUCCGAGCGUUAUGAGAGCGCACGACAAAAGGCCGAUUUGGUGGCCUCAAUAUUGCAGGAGGUUGGAAUCGUACGACAUGGUGGGCUCAGUGAUGCAUUGGCCAAGGGCUUACUUAGUGACGACUCCACCACUGGCGCUAGAAUUUUAGCACUAAACCUUACCAAUGGUGCCGUGCAGUCGUAUGUUUGGUGGGUGAAAAGUUAUCAUGAGAAGACUGGCGAAUUGCAGCGGUACGAAGAGGAUGGCUUGCAGAUUGGCAAAAAGCCGAUUCAGAGUUAUCCAUGGUUCGACGAUGAGAACACAUCGCCAACUUUACGCUCACCCAAAUUUGCACCAAGCCCACCGAAUAUGUAUUAUAAAGGAUGGUGGACAUUCCCCUAUUUCUCCUGUACUUUAAGUAAAUGGAUACUCUCCUAUAGUAUCGCAAUACCACCGAGUGGACGACACGGUUUACGUGGCUUCAUCAGUAUCGAUAUCGAUGUAACCGGUCUGAGGGUCAAUCAGUGUGAAGCUCCCAUUUAUCGUUUAAGUUUCCAGCAAAUGCAAAAUCGACGACUGCACCUCACCGAUACACCAGCUCCCGAAUCCAUAGAGGAUAUACAGGCAUUUCAUGGCUCACACAAAUGCCAUCGCGAUACUAUGAAGUGCGACUAUCGCGUCCCCAGUACGGAGACGCCGACAAUAAUCACUAGCAAAAUUCUCUCCACACCAAAUAGCUGGUCACGUGGCGCUUAUCAGUGCCUUUGUCGGCGCGGUUUCUACUCGAUGCGACAUCCCGACGGUUUUAAUGGCACCAUUAUGGAGAUCGCAUGGAAGGAGCAUCAGGAGAAUGUGAGCAAUUAUUAUGCAGACGUCUUUACUUGCCUGCAAUGUGAGCCCGGCUGUGAUUUCUGUACGGGGCCCGAGCCAUGUUUGGCCAAUUAUAAUUGGCCUUUUAGAAUAUCGCUUUUAGUAAUAUCAAUAGGCUGUGCCAUUGGUACUUUUGUGCUGGCAGGUUAUCUUUUCCAUCAUCGCAAAGUAAAAGUUUUCAAAGUGGCCAGUCCAAUAUUUUUACUAAUUACCCUAAUUGGAUGCGCAAUAAUGUAUUUAGAGAUGGUGGCAAUUUUCCCCUACUUGGACAUGACAUGGUGCAUCGUGACAAAGUGGACACGUCACAUGGGAUUUUGUAUCACAUACACAUCGCUACUAAUGAAAACGUGGAGAGUCUCUCUCACGUAUCGCGUUAAAUCGGCACACAAAGUCAAACUCACCGAUCAACAACUCUUACAAUGGAUGGUGCCGAUUUUACUCGUGAUGCUCAUCUAUUUGGGCACUUGGACCAUUUCAGCUACACCGUAUGCUGAAGUGAUCUACGACCAGGGCGGUUUGAAGUUCAAGCAGUGCUCUUACAAUUGGUGGGACCAUAGUUUGGCCAUCGGCGAGGUGCUCUUUCUGGCUUGGGGCAUACGUGUCUGCUAUAAUGUUCGCAACGCCGAAUCAUUGUACAAUGAAGCUCGUCUCAUUUCUUAUGCCAUUUACAACAUCGCCAUUGUUAACAUAACCAUGGUCGCAUUCCAUCUUUUCAUAUUCCCAAGAGCUGGACCGGAUAUCAAAUAUCUCCUCGGCUUCAUACGUACUCAAUUUUCUACAACAACAACAAUUGCUCUAGUAUUCGGUCCGAAAAUAUCACGUGUUCUCAAAGGACAAGGUGACAAAUGGGAUCAGAAGGCCAAAGUACGCAGUAUAACUGCAUCGUUUUCGUUGAAUGGCGUUGGCCUGGUGCCCGAAGAGUCUCCGGACUUGUAUCAGGAAAAUGAAGAAUUGAAGGAACAAAUCCAGAAGUUGGCACAUCAAAUUGAGUUCAUGAAGACUGUGCACAUGCAAAUGAAUAAUCGGCAUUUAAAACCAAAACCCGGUGGCUAUUUCACCAUAACAUCGACUUCGUUGCAGGCGCCGUUCAGCAAAAAUACGAUGUCAUCCGCCCAAACACAAACUUCUAAAGGCACUGAGGACUCACUCGGUGGCAACAAAAAUUUGGGCUUCCCCACCCAUUUAACACCGUCAAAAGCCCGCACGCAUAAGGAGAAAGUUUGACGAGAUCAGCGAAGUGUAAAAGAUUGCUCAACUGA